Arabidopsis arenosa is the source of this 1245-nucleotide messenger RNA. The record is from the annotation of a GenBank genome assembly. Lineage: Eukaryota; Viridiplantae; Streptophyta; Magnoliopsida; Brassicales; Brassicaceae.
CAACGCAACAACCUUAGUCCCUAACUCCGACUAUUUUUAUUCUUCGUCGGCCGGAGAAUGCUAGCAAAUUCCGCAGAAGGAGGAGGAUUCUUCUCUUCAUCAGCUUCUGGUUAUAGCAAUGGUUUAGCGCUUCUUCUAUUAGGUCAAAAGAAUGAACAAAAACCUAUUAAGGUAUCAUCAUCACAAUGGAACCAUUAUCAUUUGGUUGUUGAAGAAUCUGAUACCGGGUUUCGGUUAGAUUCGUCUAAGAAUUGGCUCUCUUCUGCCUGCACUUCUCUUAUAUGUUUUGGUCGAAAAUCCGAGAGACUGGAAAGUCCAUCUGAUAUUCGAGUCAGCCCUUCUAACUCUUCGGUUUAUCGCGAGGGGAAAAAGGAUGAUGCACCGAGUGUGGACUAUAAUGUUGAAGUUACUAAUAGGUUUGCACUUAAAAGCAGCUUGAAGAAACGGUCUUUUAGCGAUGUUGUGAUUGGUGAUGAUGAUGUGAGUAGAGAUGGUGUGGUGGAUCAUACAGAUAGAAGGAAAGUGCAAUGGCCUGAUACAUGUGGUAUUGAGAUUGCUGAGGUCAGAGAAUUUGAGCCUAGUGAAGUUGAUGAAUCAGACGAUGAGUUUCAUCAUGGAAGUGGAAAAAGCUCUUCGUCGUCUUUUAGAUUCUCAACGACGACUAAGCCAUGUGUAUUCAUCAUCAGAUGUUCGCAAACCGAAGGUCCCUUAAGAAGGCCAUCGGCUCCUCCUACUCUCCGGGAGCCGCAAAUACCUGUCCCUCCAUCGCAGCCGUCUUCCGCUCCUCCUCCUCCUCCACCGCCGCAGAAAGCUGUGGCUGUUGAUGGGAAGAGUGUAACUACGGUGGAGUUUCAGAGACAGAAGGCUAAGGAGCUUCAAGAGUACUUUAAACAGAAGAAGCUUGAAGCUGCUGGUCAAGGUCCUUUUUUUGGUUUCCAACCCAAAAAUGAGAUUUCCAAUGGAAGGUGGGCUAUGUUUGGUUUCGCGGUCGGGAUGCUCACAGAGUAUGCAACAGGAUCAGACCUUGUUGAUCAAGUUAAGAUCCUUCUCUCGAAUUUCGGCAUUGUAGACUUGGAAUAAUAAGAGUGUUGUUGUUAUAUAUAGACAGACCCCAUCUCUCUUGUCUCCGAUUCCUCUUCUUGUUUAUUGUUCUUCCUGUAUAUGUAUCUCUAAGAUUUUUAAAUACAGGGCCAUUUGUGUAUUCAAUCACUUUAUCUUCAAAUGGUAUAAAUACGAUCUUGUAUC